This is a messenger RNA of Trichechus manatus latirostris (Florida manatee), 3452 nucleotides long. RefSeq names its product proline-serine-threonine phosphatase interacting protein 2 (gene PSTPIP2). Gene Ontology annotation, molecular function: actin filament binding. The record is from RefSeq and is a predicted model, not a curated record. Gene Ontology annotation, biological process: actin filament polymerization. Lineage: Eukaryota; Metazoa; Chordata; Mammalia; Sirenia; Trichechidae. Bases 1048 to 2100 code for a protein of 350 amino acids. The transcript has 15 exons. Gene Ontology annotation, cellular component: cytoplasm; plasma membrane; actin filament.
GUCCGUUUUCCUGGGGUUCUUGAGGUUCUCCUGGGACACUGCCCACCUGUAGGGCCAAGGCUGUGGCAGCUUCACAGAGAGGGUGAAUGACCUCACAGCUGGCCCAGCAAGAGGCCUGGAAAUUCCUGGGGUACAAUAUAGGACUUUGGGCCCUUUGACAGUCAUUGUGGGAGAAAGCAGGGCAGGGUGAAACACCUUUCCCUCCUCAAAUGUAACAGCCAGUGGCACAUUGGGUUUUCAGAUCUUGUCACCUCUUAGGGAAGUCUUUCCUGAUCGUGCACAGUAGGCCCUGUUACUUGCUCACACCGCGCACUUUCUGUCCUUUGAUAGCAUGUGUCGGUUUUGAAUUUGGGAGCCUACAAGCACGUGUGCACCUUGUGAACAGGUAGUGUGCUUGCUCUGAAUGCCCCUGCCCUGGCACAGCCUGGCACCCGGGGGUGCUCACCAGACACUUGUUGAAGUGGGUCAGUAAGGCCGGCAGGGCAUGUGUCGGGGCGAGAGCCGCUGCCUCCAUCCUCAGAGGGUUCACAGGCCACUGGAAGGCAGCCCUCAGCUGUACCUGACACAUACUGGCAGGAAUAGCUGGGGAGGGGGCAAAAAUGAGGUCUGGGUUGGGAGUUAGAGGUUGGGUGAAAGUCCUGCAGAGACAGCUUUCUGGGCUUAGAUAUUCAGAGGUGCAUCUGAGAUCCUGAGAGAUAGUCCUAGCUUGCCAAGGUAUCUCCCACCUCUAAUUUCCCGUGACCCUUUAUGUCAAAUAAUAAAAACAGUAAUGACUAACAUUACUGCCCAUCGACUCGGUUUCAAGCACUGUUCUAAACACUUUAGAUGCACUACUCACCUAAGCCUCACAACGAUGCCUUACUAUCACAUUUUACAGAUAAGUAAACUGAGUGGCAGAGAGGUUAAGCAACAUUCCCAAGGUCCUAGAGCUAUUACGUAGCAGAGCAUGACUCUACUCAGUCUAACUUCUCACUAAUGAGGCUGGCGCUGAGUAAGAACAUCCCCGUCUAGCUGUCUGUAUGGCUCCUUUGGCACUGUCAGAGGCAGAUGAGUUCGGACAUCCUCAGCACCAUUGGCUAUGACAACAUUGUCCAGCAUCUGAACAAUGGCCGCAAGAACUGCAAAGAGUUUGAAGACUUUUUAAAAGAAAGGGCAGCAGUUGAAGAGAAAUAUGGCAAAGACCUGCUCAACCUCGGUCGGAAGAGGCCGUGUGGACAGUCUGAGAUCAACACUCUGAAGCAGGCCCUUGAAGUCUUCAAGCAGCAAGUAGACAAUGUGGCACAGUGUCACAUUCAGCUUGCACACACUCUAAGAGAAGAGGCGAGGAAAAUGGAAGAAUUCAGGGAAAAGCAAAAACUGCAACAGAAAAAGACAGAGCUUAUAAUGGAUGCUGUCCAUAAACAAAGGAGCUUACAAUUCAAGAAAACCAUGAAUGCAAAGAAGAACUACGAGCAGAAAUGCCGGGACAAGGAUGAAGCAGAGCAGGCUGUCCACAGGAGUGCCAACCUUGUGAACUCGAGGCAACAAGAAAAGCUUUUUGUGAAACUGGCGACAUCGAAGACUGCAGCAGAGGAUUCUGAGCCUGUGUGGUGGGUCCAGGAGCCGCCCUCGUGUUUGGAUUCUGAACCCAGGCAUGUCCAUUCCACUGCAGAUAAAGCCUACAUGCUGCACGUCAACAUGCUGGAUAAGAUCCGAGAAGAGUGGCAGAGCGAGCACAUCAAGGCCUGCGAGGUGUUUGAGGCUCAAGAAUGUGAACGAAUAAACUUCUUCCGGAAUGCAUUGUGGUUACAUGUGAAUCAGCUGUCACAACAGUGUGUCACAAGUGAUGAUAUGUAUGAAGGCGUCCGUAAGAGUUUAGAAACGUGCAGCAUUGAGAAAGACAUUGAGUACUUUGUGAACCAACGGAAAACUGGGCAGAGUCCACCAGCACCAGUUAUGUAUGAGAACUUCUACUGCCCCCAGAGGAAUGCUGCUCCACCAGGAAAGGCUACGGGACCUGGACCUACCGUGGCAAGGAGAGGACUUCCCCCAGUUCCUCCAAGUGUACAAGGCGACCCUGAUUAUUCUUUGCUUGCUGACUACAGUUUGCUGUAUCAGUAGCAUCAACGAAAAUAAAGCUUUUUCGGCUAGUGCUUCUACAGCAUGGAAGGAGGCACCGAGAGCAGCAGAAUCUAUAGCCAAAGUGUGACAGUCACGAAGACAUUGAAUGAAUCUUUGCAGUAAUUUUUUGAUAUUUUAGAUUUAUAGUAGACAUUUAGUUCAACUUAAGCUAACAGAGGUCUGCAGUUUUCUGAAGAAGUUUACAAAUUAUUCAGACUGAAGAAUUAUCCUUUCCCAGUCAGCUACGAAAGUUGUGAAUGAAUUCUGUUUUCUACUUGGGAAGCAGGAGAAGUUUCUGGAUUCGAAGCAGAGGAAAGUUGAGUCAUCAGCGUGCGGAACAAUCUUCUCUGGAUUCGGAGGGGAGCGGGGGUAACAGCUUGGCUAUGGAAUUUCCACAGGAGCACACAAUCUCAGUGGCACGAAGUUUUAAUUGCCUUCCUUUUUGGGUGAAAGACUUAGAGGCCAACUGAUUACACUUUAUCAUUUUACAGAUGAGGAAAUGAGGCCCAGAAGUGUUAAACCAGUUUCCUCACAGUUCUUCCAGCUGGUUAGGGGCAGAACCAGAACUAGGGCCCACGUUUGUCAUUCCAUAUCAUGUUCUUCUAACCCUGCUUGAGGCUGUGAUGCUCAUGCUGAAAUUUAAGACGCCAAAUAUUUUUGCCAGCAUUUUUUCAACGGGGAAAAUCAACAGGGUUUAAAUGUCAGAUUUAUUUUUAUAGGGAUCACUCUAUGUACUGAACUUAAUCUAAUCUAAGAAGCCAUCGAUUGUAAAACACACUAUUAUUUUAUGUACUACUAAGGUGGUGAGGUGGAGGAGUUGCCAAUUAACCUGUGAUAAGUCACUGAUGGCCAAGACCUUAAGAAUUUGAGACUUUCAAGUGUGAAAAAAAUGCAUAUCUUAGAAUCAAUUUUGACUCGAGAAUUUUCUAGUUAUAAAGCCAAUCUUCAGUCCUGGGUCUUCACAGAAAACCUUUCCUUUGCUAGACUCUGGAAUCUUUAAAGUGUCAAUCUUAGCUUUUCACACAUAUUUAGGCCUUUUGUCAUCCACAAACAGCAGCGAGUUUACCUGCUGCCGUGGACAGAGUAGAACUGCCCCAUAGGGUUUCCAAGGAGCGGCUGGUGGAUUCCAACUGCCAAAUUUUUGGUUAGCAGCCGAGCUUUUAACCACUGUGUCACCAGGGCUCCGCAGGGAGGUUAGGUACAUUUUUUACAACAUUCACACACUGUGGGAAAAUAGUAUGUUUCAGUUAAAGAUAAGUUAAAAUAGCACUGGCACUUAUACAGUAUGCUGGAAAGUCCUAUGUUACCACAAAAAGCAAAUAUUUUUUUCUCUCCUGCUUUAUGCAGUCACU